Molecule: messenger RNA, 1779 nt
Organism: Drosophila arizonae
Lineage: Eukaryota; Metazoa; Arthropoda; Insecta; Diptera; Drosophilidae
Gene: Rat1
Product: 5'-3' exoribonuclease 2 Rat1
Biological process (GO): nuclear-transcribed mRNA catabolic process
Cellular component (GO): nucleus
Molecular function (GO): 5'-3' RNA exonuclease activity; RNA binding
Source: RefSeq, a predicted model, not a curated record
UGUCUUGGCUACUAAGAUUCAGAGACUUAACAUAUAAAAAUGGGAGUACCAGCGUUUUUCCGAUGGCUAAGCAAGAAAUAUCCAUGUGUCAUUAUAGAAUGUAAUGAAAAUAAGAAAACAGAUGCGGAAACAGGCAAGACUAUUUAUGAAGAUCCAACUUUACCCAAUCCUAAUGGCGUAGAGUUCGAUAAUUUAUAUCUUGAUAUGAACGGAAUAAUACAUCCUUGCACGCAUCCUGAAGACAAACCAGCGCCUAAAAAUGAAGAAGAAAUGAUGGUGGCUAUAUUUGAAUGUAUUGAUAGACUUUUUGGUAUUGUUCGACCGAGAAAAUUAUUAUAUAUGGCCAUCGAUGGAGUAGCUCCUAGGGCAAAAAUGAAUCAACAGAGAUCCCGAAGAUUUCGCGCUGCAAAAGAAACAAUUGAAAAGAGGAUAGAAAUUGAACGCAUUCGAAAUGAACUGUUAACACGAGGCUGCAAACUUCCACCGGAAAAAGAAAAAGGCGAACACUUCGACUCAAAUUGCAUAACUCCAGGAACACCUUUUAUGGAUCGACUAAGUAAAUGCUUACAUUAUUAUAUACAUCAUCGCAUUAAUACCAAUCCAGCAUGGAAACGAAUACAAGUUAUUUUAUCUGACGCAAAUGUUCCUGGCGAAGGAGAGCACAAAAUCAUGGACUAUAUUCGGAAACAACGUGCACAACCUGAUCAUGAUCCUAACACCCAUCACGUUCUUUGUGGUGCUGAUGCAGAUCUUAUAAUGCUUGGGCUUGCAACACACGAACCAAACUUUACUAUAAUUCGCGAAGAAUUUCUUCCAAAUAAGCCACGACCUUGUGACGUUUGUAAUCAAUUUGGCCACGAAAUGGACAAAUGUGUUGGCCUUAGUGCAGUUGGCUCAAGUAACUGUAAUUUUACACCAGAUAUUCCCAUUGGAGCAGAAGUCAAAUUUAUAUUUGUUCGAUUAAGCGUGCUUAGAGAAUAUCUUAAAAAAACAUUGCAAAUGCCCAAUUUGCCGUUCAGCUAUGAUUUUGAAAGAGUUCUAGAUGACUGGGUAUUCAUGUGCUUUUUUGUCGGAAACGAUUUUCUACCUCAUUUACCUAGCUUAGAAAUUCGUGAAGGGGCAGUUGAUCGACUGGUUGAGCUGUACAAAAAAUGUGUUUAUAAGACAAAAGGAUAUUUGACAGAUUCAGGUGAAGUUAAUUUGGAUAGGGUGCAAUUAAUCAUGACAGACUUAGGAAAUGUUGAGGAUCAAAUAUUCAAGGACAGACAACGCAGAGAACAGCAGUUCAAGGCGAGGCAAAAGAGGGAAAAUAAUAACUUUAAAGCAUUAGAACAAUCUGUCUUUGGACCGUCGGCAGUUGGACCAGCCGCUAAAGCUCAAAUUAUAACAAACUAUAAACAGGAAGCAGCGUCCGUAAGAAUGGGGUCAAAGCGUUCCAGUACAGCAGCAAAUUUGGAUGAUGACGAAGAAGACCAUGAUGAAGUGCGACUGUGGGAAGAUGGUUUUAAGAACAGAUAUUACGAGUCCAAAUUUGACGUAUCACCCGAUAACCUUCAAUUUCGAUAUGCUGUUGCACUACAAUAUGUUAGAGGACUGUGCUGGGUUCUAAAAUAUUAUUAUCAAGGAUGUGCUUCUUGGAAUUGGUAUUUUCCUUACCAUUAUGCUCCAUUUGCUUCGGACUUUGUUAAUAUUCAAGGACUAUCAACUAUAUUCGAAAAAGGAACAAAACCGGUGAGACAUUCAGCUAAAGUUAAAAAAAUAUAAUUACGAUUUUAUACC